Messenger RNA from Paramuricea clavata, 306 nucleotides. The record is from the annotation of a GenBank genome assembly. Lineage: Eukaryota; Metazoa; Cnidaria; Anthozoa; Malacalcyonacea; Plexauridae.
AUGCCUGUUUUCUCAGGUAGCCCUUGGCAAGCCGGUUAUGGUCACCAGAUGGGCGCUGGUCACCAUAUGGGCGCUGGUCACCAGAUGGACUAUGGAAUCGGGGGUCUGUUUCACAGCGUGGCAAGAGCGGUGAUGCUCAUGGUGAAGAGCGGAACAAAAGCUCUCGGUAACAUUGCCCUGAAAAGUGGGGCUGACCUUGUGGGUGAUGUUCUUGCCGGUAAAAACGUAAAAGAAGCAGCAAAAGCACGAACCGUGGAGGCUGCAAACGUUGCGAAAAGAAAAGCUAUAAAUAAGCUGAAGAGUUAA